Molecule: messenger RNA, 1053 nt
Organism: Magallana angulata
Lineage: Eukaryota; Metazoa; Mollusca; Bivalvia; Ostreida; Ostreidae
Exons: 6
Coding region: 1-1053 (350 amino acids)
Source: RefSeq, a predicted model, not a curated record
AUGAGUCCUAAAUACCUACAAAGUUCAAUGCAGAUCUGUCAUAAAGACCGUGUGCUGAUCGCUGAUCCAUACACAAGAUCACUUCUUCAGAGGUAUGCUAAGGAACAGCCUCCACUGACCAUGCUGGAGUUCACUAAAAUGGUGGAACUCCUUGGAUUUCACAGUCAACCACUUCAAAAUCUUGUCAAGUCCUUUGGUAACUCCACAUGCCCUCCACCAUAUGUACCUUUUCUGAAAAGUCUUGCCUUGGAUAGCCCCAUUUGUGGGAUGUUCCAUCCUUCAAAAAAUCUAAGGCAAACUUUGAUAGAAAUGAGGGAAAAGGAUCCGAAGACAUCACCAAAGCUCCUUGAAGACCUGCAAAUGCAACUGCCAUUGUAUACUAAAGAUAAAAACAAGCAUACCAUUUUAAUUUUGCUUUAUGACUGGAUAUUGAAUUCCUUUUCCUAUUAUUCCACACAGGUUUUUAAGUUGAUUUGCCUCUUAAGUAGAACUCCUCCAGAACUCAUCGAGUUGCUCAUAUCUUUAGAGGAGAAAGCUGCCGAGAGCUACCCUCCAGAUACCAUGGCAUCUCUAUCUGAGGAUGAAACUGAGUUGAAACUCAACAGUUUUUUCCCAUCCCUCCCUAUCCAAAGAUGCAGGGGAACGUAUGAGAUGGACUUAAAAGGGUGCAGAAAGAGCAGCCACGACUGCAACAAAAAAUCAAGAGGCCACCCUAGUCUACUGCCUGGAGUGUUUUGCCUCUUUUGUGAACAUGGUAUCUGCUAUGGGUAUGAGCUGAUGGAUUCCAAUGAAUCGCCAAACAUCCCAUUCACUCUCCUUUUGACAAGAUUUAAGAAAGCUCCAUCCACUGUCAUCUAUGACAAUUCUUGCAAGCUGCACACCUACUGCUUGAACCGUUAUCCUGACUUUUUUAGAGGAACAUGGUUUUUAGUCGACCGGCUGCACUGGUUCAAUCACAGAGGCUGCAAUGAUGGCUACAAUUUAAAUGAGUAUGCCCAGUUCAGCAGUCUUAACAGUCAGGCUGCUGAGCAGUGCAACAGCUCACUUGCUUAA